Messenger RNA from Candidula unifasciata, 373 nucleotides. The record is from the annotation of a GenBank genome assembly. Lineage: Eukaryota; Metazoa; Mollusca; Gastropoda; Stylommatophora; Geomitridae.
AUGGAAAAACUAAACGCAGAAAAGGAACAAAACAGGCUACGCAAAGUAGAACAUCUUCACAAAGAAAAAAAUAAACAAGAACACCUAAAAAAACAACAUAAAAAAAUGGUUAAGACCAAUACAAAUGUGAAUGCUAAAGUCACAGAAGCAAGUCCUAUGGGAUCCAAGAUAGACGUUCAGUCGGAUAAAACAAGACAUGACAAGAAACAGAGGGAUAGCAGAAGCAGUAAUGGCUCAGGCACUAUAAUAGCAGAAAGCGUCGCCUCAUCCUUCAGCCACAUAGACGAGUUAGAGAAGGAAUCCUUGGACACGCUCAUCAACAUAGAUCUGCGCCCAGCACGUUCAACGUCCCAGUGUGUGGUGGAUGAGUACG